Melanotaenia boesemani (Boeseman's rainbowfish) is the source of this 701-nucleotide messenger RNA. It is a transcript of the gene dhfr, whose product is annotated as dihydrofolate reductase. The record is from RefSeq and is a predicted model, not a curated record. Gene Ontology annotation, biological process: dihydrofolate metabolic process; tetrahydrofolate biosynthetic process; glycine biosynthetic process. The coding region runs from base 53 to 622 and encodes 189 amino acids. NCBI's taxonomy places the organism in Eukaryota, Metazoa, Chordata, Actinopteri, Atheriniformes, Melanotaeniidae. The transcript is spliced from 6 exons. Gene Ontology annotation, molecular function: NADP binding; dihydrofolate reductase activity. Gene Ontology annotation, cellular component: mitochondrion.
CACUUCCGCCGUUGGGUAAAUAAAGUUGGCGGGCUAAGCAGGACUACCAGCCAUGUCAAGGGUCCUGAAUGGGAUCGUGGCGAUAUGUCCUGAUCUGGGAAUCGGGAAAAAUGGAGACUUGCCCUGGCAUCCUAUUCGGCUCAGGAAUGAAUUUGCUCAUUUUCGAAAGAUGACAGAAACCAGUCCAGCUGCAGGUAAACAGAACGUGGUGAUCAUGGGCAGAAAGACGUGGUUUUCAAUCCCAGAGAGGAACAGACCUCUGAACGGCAGGAUCAACAUCGUCCUCAGCAGAGAGUUCCAAGCGCCCCCUGCUGGAGCCCACUACCUGGCCGCAGACUUCAGCUCAGCCCUCAGGCUGGUAGAGACGGAGCUGGCUGAGAAGGCCGAUCAGGUCUGGGUCAUCGGAGGCAGCUCGCUCUACAAGGAGAUGAUGGAGCGUUCUGGAACCAAGAGACUCUUCGUCACGAGGAUCCUGAAGCAGUUUGACUGCGACACGUUUCUCCCUGAAAUCCGUGCAGAUAAAUACCGUCUCCUGCCAGCGUUUCCUGGAGUCCCGUGUGAACUUCAGGAGGAGAACGGCAUCCAGUACAGAUACGAGGUGUACGAGAGCAUCCAGCAGUGACUCGGAGCUCCGGCUCUUCAUCUCAGUUCCAGCUGUGUUUUCAAACAUGUUAAUAAAGACUUUGGGUUGUUGAAGCGUU